GGCCGCUCGGGCUCAUCGGCGAAAUCUCAGCCCUGGAAGUGUGCGCUGUUUCCGCACUCAUGGCGUCUGCGUGGGGCUGGGCGCAGCGUUGAAUCGCAGGACGACGACUGACAGGGGCGCGCCAGCGAGGGCCGACUUGGAGGACGGUGCUUUAGCCUCGGUGGAAUUUAAUGUCCUUUUCCCGGACGACUUGUGCGGUUAUUUGCGACUGGGCAUGCUGCGUGUCCCUCUCUGCACACAGCCUAUACUGCGUCAUUAAAGCUUGAAUAUCGCAGCCUUUUUUCGACACCAGUUCCUCCCUUUGAAAGACUCAAAAGCCAUAGGCGGCCUCAGUACUUUGGCUGCCAAAGAGGUUUAACUGGACAAAAAGUUUGCUUUUCAGGGAAGUGGUCGAUCGCGCCUGCUGUGUCGCUUCGGGUUUGUCCGUGCCUGGUUGGGGCUGAUCGGCACCGAGACGCACCGACUCCGGUGCAGACUGCGCGCUGCCCGCGUUCUCACUGUGCAACUCAGGGCUCAUGUCAGGUCCUGCACAUGUACGAUAUGUGUCAUUGACACUGUCAACGGCAAGUACAAACAAAAAAAGCAAAAAACGUCCGCAUAAAGCGUACUUAAGCCAUAUGUUUGCUUGGGCACCCCGUUUUGCUUCGUUUUAGAUGAGUUGUAGAGCUGAUUAGUGCAGUGGGGCGUGAACUGUUUGGGGAAAGGAUGUAGCCGAUGUUUUAAGCGGUAGACUAUAUUGAUAUGGACAUAGGGGAUGCGUUGUUUUAUUUGUAACCGUUAAUGUCUCGUUUGCAUAGCAGAGGAAGCGGCGCUGCCGGUGAUCCCUAGUCUGUAUUUUGGUAGCCAUGCACGGAGCCUCGGAAAGACUGCUGUGUCCAACCUAGCUGUGCAACGCGGAGAGAAGGCAGCUUGUUCAUCUAGAGCCGGGCACCUCAUAAGCGAAUGCAUUCACGAUAGAUAAUUUAGCCGCCUUUGAACGGAUGAUUUCGACUUGCUGGUAAGCCUCGGUCCGGCAGCGCAUAUCUGGCCUGACAGAGGGGGGCGUGAGUCACUGAACUUCAACGCUGAAUUUCUCUUCGCUGACCCUGACUGCAGAAUAUGGUGUAGAUACCUCACGACUCAAACCAGGAACGACACAUGGAUCAAGUGGGACUGAAAGGCAGCGACAUGCAGGAUGAUGGCCUGACUCUGGAUUACAGUGACAAGGAGGCAGAGGGGGCGUAUCCCAGUAUGCCUGGCAGCGGCAUGUCUGUGCCAUCCGUUCCCAGAAAGCAGUCGAGCUCCGGGGAGGUUUCCAAUGGACUGGGCGGCGCCCCGCCCCCGGAGGAGCACACCUCGCCCUCCCUGGGCUUUUAUGCAGCGGGGCCUGACUCCAAGGUGCUGGGGAUUGACCAGAAGGCAGCCAUCCUGCACUUCCAGCCCACAAGCGUGUUCAGCUUGGAGGAUAACUUCUCUCGCUUGGAGGCGAGCAUCGCCGACCUGGGCCGCACCAGCACCUCCAUGGACUCCCUCAUCGGCGGGACCGACACGGACCUCUUCUUGAAAACGGAGGAUCUGUCACCCCCCGACCUGGAGCAGGAGUCCUUUGAGGUGGUUGGGAAGGACACCCUGAAGGGCCUGGGCUUCUCGUCCACCAGCACCCUUGACAUCCUGCCAGACUUCGAACUGACGGGCUCCCCCUCCGAGCUGAAUGAUUUCUAUGUGGGUGAUGAGGCUGCCUUCCUCUCGACGCUGGCGGUGGACGACUCGCUCCUGGCCGACUUCAGCACAGCGGUGAAGGACGCGAAGCCCGUCGGCUACAGUAACGGCGGGGGGGAUGACCAACGGGCACCGGAGACCAGUGUCCUCCUGUCAGAGGUUAAGUUGGAGAAGGAUGCCUGCAUCCAGCUGUGCACCCCCGGCGUGAUCAAGCAGGAGAUGGAGCCCAAGACCGACUGUAGCCAGAGCACCUCACCGAUCUCCAUCUGCGGCGUGAGCGCCUCCGGUGGCCAGGGCUACCAUUACGGGGUCAGCGCCUCUGCUUCGUCAGCUGUCCGCCAACUUGACCAGAAACCCAUCUUUGUGGCUCGGCCGCUGCCCUCCUCCGUGGAAACGCCGGGUGGCACGUGCCAAGUGUACGGGGACCUGGCUGGGAUGCCCAGGGGCAGUGGGUCCUUCUCCAGUGGCCUUACUUUUGCUUCUCCCUUCAUCAGUGCCAUGGCCAGAUCCAGCACCAAUGCAUCUGUGGCUGCGGGUCCCGGGAAGGCCGGCGGAGCGGUCCAGAAGAUCUGCCUGGUGUGCUCAGACGAGGCGUCCGGCUGCCAUUACGGGGUGCUCACCUGCGGGAGCUGCAAGGUCUUCUUCAAGAGGGCUGUGGAAGGGCAGCAUAACUACCUUUGCGCCGGGAGGAACGACUGCAUCAUCGACAAGAUCCGGAGGAAGAACUGCCCAGCGUGUCGUUAUCGAAAAUGUCUGCAAGCCGGCAUGAACCUGGAAGCAAGAAAAACUAAAAAGAUGAACAGGCUGAAGGGGGUGCAGCCGGCAGCCAUCGUGGAGCCCCCCCCAGCGGCCAUGGCAGAGGCUCACACCCUGGUGCCCAAGUCCAUGCCUCAGCUCAUCCCCACCAUGCUGUCGCUGCUGAAGGCCAUUGAGCCGGAGACCAUCUACGCGGGUUACGACAGCACCAUUCACGACACCGCCACCCGCCUCAUGACCACGCUGAAUAGGCUGGGUGGCCGCCAGGUCAUCUCUGCCGUUAAGUGGGCCAAGGCCCUGCCAGGCUUCCGGAACCUUCACCUUGAUGACCAGAUGACCCUGCUGCAGUGCUCCUGGCUGUUCCUUAUGUCCUUCAGCCUGGGAUGGAGGUCCUACCAGCAGUGCAACGGCAGCAUGCUCUGCUUUGCCCCUGAUCUCGUCAUCAAUCAGGAACGCAUGAAGCUGCCCUACAUGAACGACCAGUGCGAGCAGAUGCUGAAGAUCUCCAACGAGUUUGUCCGGCUUCAGGUGUCCCAUGAGGAGUAUCUGUGCAUGAAGGUGCUUCUGCUGCUGAGCACAAUCCCGAAGGAAGGGCUCAAGAGCCAGGCUGUGUUUGACGAGAUCCGCAUGUCCUACAUCAAGGAGCUGGGCAAGGCCAUAGUUCGGCGGCAGGAGAGCUCCAGCCAGAACUGGCAGAGGUUCUACCAGCUGACAAAGCUGCUGGACUCCAUGCACGAGCUGGUCGGGGGGCUCCUCAACUUCUGUUUCUACACCUUUGUGAACAAGUCCCUUAGCGUGGAGUUUCCAGAGAUGCUGGCCGAGAUCAUCAGCAACCAGCUGCCCAAGUUCAAGGCCGGCAGCAUGAAACCUCUGCUCUUUCACCAGAAGUGACCGCCUUACAGCGCGAUGCGAUGCCUUAAAGCCCAGCCGGUGGACGGGGAGCUCAGGGGGGCGGGGACACUUCCCAGACCCCAGAAUAUCUAGACCCACCACACUCCAAGCCCACUCCAAGCCAUCUGUAUGAAUGAUCAAGCGCAGAAAUUUCCAUGUUUCCCGGAAUCCACACCUAGAUGAAUUUGACGACAGAUUUACCGCCCAAAAAAAGCUCUCCGGAUGAAAUAGUAACCAGCAGCUCGUGCUGAGUGGGCUUGAGGAGUAGGUCCAUGCCAUGCCAUUUAAGUAGAAUGUGCUUUGUGAGUUCAGCAUUCCCUUCGAUCGCCUGGAAAUAUUUUGAAAGUCAGAUGAUGUUGGACUGACGAUAAAUGCAUGCAGGUGUUUAAAUGGUUUACAGAGUUUUUUGGAGAAGGGAGAAGGUGCCUUUGUUAAGCUGUGCUGUUUUUCCUCAUCGGCGAGGCUCAGCAUGCCCCACAUCCAUAUGAACUGUUGUCUUCUUGCUCUGGCUCCCCCCCCCCCCCCCCCCACUGUAAGUGGCCCUUAUCAGCCGGGCAUGGCCUCAUUUCACAGCAUCAGCUUCUCCUGCAACCCCCCAAAACCCCCCCUUGGGCGUGGGGGUCAUCUCACGUUUGCAGUCCUGCAGGGCUCACAUGACGUUGGGAGGUGGUGCAGGCCGGACGGCGGCGGUGUCCAAACGCAGUGAUUGUGUUGAACGCCCUCCAUGAGUCCCCACUCGCAGAGGUCGUUUCUCUGCUGUCGCUGUGCUUCGUCCUCCUGCUCUCAUGUGGUGAUCUGUGUCUCUCGUUGUACCCCCUGCCAGCCCCCCAUCCUCUGGUCCAUAAAGUGUGUGUGUGUGUGUGUGUGUGUGUGUGUGUGUGUGUGUGUGCAUCCUUUUUAACGCCCUUGGUGCCAAACUACCCAUAAAGUUGUAUUUUGAACGCUUCAGCUUACGUGUGUCUUAAGAGACGUCGGUGUUGUUAAGAGGAGGACAUGACCGCGCACCUCGCCCGUCGAUGAUUCUGUCGGAGAGGCUGCCCCGCCUACUUUGAGGGUCUUGGUAACUGAUCCAUCUGGGCUUGUGCCCCCACCAGCCAGUACAAGCCAGUUCAGCAUUGCUCAAUAUCUACCUGUAUUCAAAUAUAAAUGUAUAUCUAUAUACAUCAAAAUACUCAGUAGGUAUUUUUAUAAUGCUUUUUUUUUUUUUCUUUGAACACCAGCACAUUUAUCUUGUCAGUUUUUCUCUACCUGCCAUUUUGAUUUUUAUAUUCUCGUUAGGUAACCAUCAUCAGAGCACAGUGACUCUCAUUGACCUAUGGAUGACUAAAUGUGAAUCUGAUUCCAUACUUUUCUGUAGUGUAACAAAUGAUUGGCUUUAACAAAACUUUGUACUUUCGCACAAAACAUGUCACUAGCUCA
Molecule: messenger RNA, 4764 nt
Organism: Brienomyrus brachyistius
Lineage: Eukaryota; Metazoa; Chordata; Actinopteri; Osteoglossiformes; Mormyridae
Gene: nr3c1
Product: nuclear receptor subfamily 3, group C, member 1 (glucocorticoid receptor)
Exons: 9
Coding region: 1138-3345 (735 amino acids)
Biological process (GO): nuclear receptor-mediated glucocorticoid signaling pathway; regulation of DNA-templated transcription
Cellular component (GO): nucleus
Molecular function (GO): sequence-specific DNA binding; DNA-binding transcription factor activity; nuclear glucocorticoid receptor activity
Source: RefSeq, a predicted model, not a curated record